Molecule: messenger RNA, 321 nt
Organism: Magnusiomyces paraingens
Lineage: Eukaryota; Fungi; Ascomycota; Dipodascomycetes; Dipodascales; Dipodascaceae
Exons: 2
Coding region: 1-321 (106 amino acids)
Biological process (GO): 2-oxoglutarate metabolic process
Source: RefSeq, a predicted model, not a curated record
AUGAAGCCAACAUCUGUUACUCUUAGAACUCCUCUUAUUCACUUUCUCGGGAAGCGCACCGUUCCUGUCAACAUUGACCAUACCCCGAGACCUCAUCCAAUGUCACCAACAGGAAAGCUUCCUCCUUCAUUCUCUUCUUUCACUCCUUCUGCUGGCAUUGCUGCCUCUUCCGGCUCUACAGCUACUGCUCUGAAAUAUACUCCUCCUGCUCCUGGUGAGUAUGCGGCCAUUAAGGACCUGCCUGCGCGUUUCCGUUUCAAGACCCUUAGCGAUGCUGAAAUUGAAAACAUUAACGAGGGUGGUGCUUCCGUCUUGUUCUAA